UCAACCUCACUUGCUUCAACCAAAUUUACGACUAUGUCGGACACCGCAAACGCCGCUGUCGAAAUCGGAGAGGAAGCUCUCGAGCAGAAGCUCGAAGAGCUCUCUGUUCAAGAUAAGACAACGCCAAGCAACAGCGAAGAGAAGAUGCGUAAAAGACGUCUGCCGACUGCUGAGCGCAUCCGUCUGUGGGAAGAAGAGCAGAAGUCGAAGACAGCCAUUACCACCGGACUUCAAGGAAAAGUGAAAUGGUAUUCUGUUCUCCGUCGCUAUGGCUUCAUUUCUCGCAACGAUGGCGAAAAGGACAUCUUUGUUCACCAGACAGCCAUUGCCAAGUCAGCCACUGAAAAGUUCUACCUCCGUACCCUCGGGGACGAUGAAGAGGUUCUCUUCGAUCUCGUCGAGGGAAAGAAUGGCCCAGAAGCUGCUAACGUAACAGGACCCAACGGAGACAAUGUCAUUGGAUCGAGAUACCGCCACAAGCUUCUCUCUCGCUUCCGCAAGAACCGCAAGCCCAGAGCUUCUGUCGAUGGAGAGGAAUCCCAGUCGACCGAUGCCAAGCCACAGGAGAUGUCGGCGGAUGCUGAGAAGAAAAAGCCAAGAAAGCAACGCAAGAACAGAAAUCGCAAGUCGAAGGCCCAACAGAAAGGAGCUGGUGAUGCCGCUGAUUCAUCGGCUGUCACUGAAUCUUCCGAAUCUGCUUCUGACGUUGCUUCUCCAGACUCCAAAUCUUGUUCCAAGAUCAUCACAGAGGAAGCUGGACUUUCCAAGGUUGACCGUUGCGACUCUGCACUUGGAGAAGCCGGCCUAGGAGCCCAGCCAAUCGAUGCUCAGAUUUAAGAUCCAUUAAUGCUUAUUUCUCAAAUUUGUACCUUUGUACAUAUACAUAGUACACUUUAUCAUAUUCCCAAUUUAUGCAUGCUAUUGUAAGUCCCUAUCCCUCUUGUUCUUCAAUGCCACAUUGCCUCAGCUUGUAAUGAGAAAACCUCUCAAUAAAACCGUUUACCGGUAAAU
Molecule: messenger RNA, 1011 nt
Organism: Caenorhabditis elegans
Lineage: Eukaryota; Metazoa; Nematoda; Chromadorea; Rhabditida; Rhabditidae
Gene: cey-2
Product: CSD domain-containing protein
Molecular function (GO): nucleic acid binding
Source: RefSeq, marked reviewed